Molecule: messenger RNA, 450 nt
Organism: Papaver somniferum (opium poppy)
Lineage: Eukaryota; Viridiplantae; Streptophyta; Magnoliopsida; Ranunculales; Papaveraceae
Product: S-protein homolog 24-like
Exons: 1
Coding region: 1-450 (149 amino acids)
Source: RefSeq, a predicted model, not a curated record
AUGGGCAUUAGCCAUUUCAGAAAUAUCAUUGUUUAUUUCUUCUUAUUUUCGAUAUUAGUUUCUAAGGGUUCAUCACUUUUCGAUCCAACCACUGUGCAGGUACAAAAUGAUAUCGAAGGUGAUCAAGUUCUCUUGAACAUCCAUUGCAAAUCUUUGGACGACGAUUUGGGUGAACAUGCGCUCAAUUUCGGCAAUGAAUGGGACUGGCAAUUUCGCGUGGGAUUUGGCACGACGUAUUUUUGGUGCGAUUACCGGUGGUAUGAUAAUAGAGAUCAACGUUGGUAUCAAGGUAGCCAUGAAGUUUACAAGGCAACUCUAAGUGGAUUUAAAGCUAAGUACUACGUAUUUUGCCACUCUAAAUGCGUUUGGUCUGCUCGUCGAGAUGGACUUUAUUUAUAUCGUCGUGAUAAAGGAGGGAUGUGGGAGAAAAGAUAUACUUGGGAUCCAUAA